Molecule: messenger RNA, 741 nt
Organism: Bactrocera tryoni
Lineage: Eukaryota; Metazoa; Arthropoda; Insecta; Diptera; Tephritidae
Product: neuropeptide-like protein 31
Exons: 1
Coding region: 86-394 (102 amino acids)
Source: RefSeq, a predicted model, not a curated record
AUAAUCAAAACGUUUUCAACUCUUCCAGGGGAAGUUUCUUAGCAAAUACUCAGAACUGUCCAUAAAAUAAAAGAAUUCAGUGAAAAUGCGCACCUUCAACGUUUGCCUAGCACUGGUGCUGUUCGUGGCGAUGCUGGUCGGCACCAGCGGUAAUCCCGUCGGCGAUAAUACUGUGCUCACUUUAGAGACAGCCGAACAACCGUUAACUUUGUUUGAUGCCGACACGCAGCAAGGACAUGAGAAUGAAGGCGAUCGCUUGGCGCGGGGCUACGGUGGCUACCGUGGUGGCUAUGGUGGUUAUCGUGGCGGAUAUGGUGGUUAUCGUGGCGGAUACGGUGGAUACCGCGGAGGAUAUGGUGGAUACGGCGGUCGUCGUGGUGGUUAUUAUGGUUAAAAUAACGACAAAUAUAAGCAAAAAUAAUAUUUAUCAUUAAUUUGUGUUGUGAAAUUACAAAAAGUUUUGUUAUGAAGUUAAUAAAAUUUUGCCAAAGUUUGUUGUAUUUUCUGUUAUAAAAUAAUCAUACGGUAUUGCGUAAAGUAAAUAUUCCAUUUCAUUAUAAGCUUAUCCAAUUUUAAACUGUUGUUUAAGCGUAUAUUUUUUUUAGGAGAAGAACUGUAUUAAUGAAACCCUAAAGAUUACAGUAUGUGCUCGGUUAUGUAUUUUAUAGGAAACAUCUAUAAUUUUGAAAUGAUAUUAAUUGAUUAAAAUAAAGCAAAACGUGGAAAGCAAAAAAAUUUAAA